Molecule: messenger RNA, 1134 nt
Organism: Oncorhynchus mykiss (rainbow trout)
Lineage: Eukaryota; Metazoa; Chordata; Actinopteri; Salmoniformes; Salmonidae
Biological process (GO): cardiac muscle contraction; regulation of muscle contraction; sarcomere organization
Cellular component (GO): troponin complex
Molecular function (GO): troponin C binding; tropomyosin binding; troponin I binding
Source: RefSeq, a predicted model, not a curated record
GCACAGGUUUGAGUGGCACCUGAGUGCAUCUGUUGUGCGUCUGAAAUAGGGCACUCCGAUUGUCCUUGGAAAGGAAUGAUGGGGAGAGUCUGGGGUUAAGGAGAGGGGGCAGACUUGUUGAAGAAGAAAAUGGACUCCAUUCCAUCUGUCUGAACAUCUCGGCUAGACAGUGGGGUUUGGACACAUAUUCAGGAUAAAGCUUUAAAAGAGCCCAAGCAGCCUGAAAGUUCACUUCACUUCCCCUCUUGACUGUUGGGACACAAGUUGGUCUCUGUGUGUGUGUGUCUCCGCUGGUCUUUCUUACUUGACUUCUUGACUGUCUCAGAGGCAGGCUUAACAUCAUGUCUGACACAGAGGAUAUUGUGGAGGAAGAAGUAGAGGAGGCACCUGAGGUGGAAGAGGAGCCUGAAGAAGAGCAGCAGGAGGAGGAUAAGGAAGAUGAGGAGGACGAGAUGGAGGAGAGGGAACAUGGUGAGGGGAGCGAGGGGGAGACCAAGCCAUGGACCAAGUACAUUACCAACAUCGCUCCUCCCAAGCUGCCCGACGGCGAGAAGUUAGACUUUGAUGACCUCCACCGCAAGAGGCUGGAGAAGGACUUCAAUGACCUGCAGAGCCUGAUCGAGAUGCACUUCUCCAGCUGCCAGAAAGAGGAGGAGGAGUUAGUGGCCCUCCGCAGCCGCAUCGAGCGCCGCCGUGCCGAGCAGCAGCGCGUGCGCGCCGAGCAGAACAAUGAGCGCCAGGCCCGUCUUGCUGAGGAGCGGACCCGCCGGGAAGAGGAGGCCUUGACAUGAUCAGAUUACCCUAGCUGUCUUUGGGCCGUUUUAGGUACAUCCACCUGCUUCUGCUUUAUCAUAUUUCCUGAGGAUUGGGUAUAGACCUGCUUGUUUUUUUGUUUGCGGGUUUCUACAGUAUACCGUUAGCUAAGCAGGUCUAUAACUGAUCAGCCUACAUAAUGUAUUUACAGGUUUUGCACAGGCUGUAAUUUUCUUUGGGGACUGUAGUUGUCGGAUGUAAACAUUUUAAUAUGGUUCACAAGGUAUAUGGUUCCUGAUAUCGUAUUCACAGAUCAAGCUAAUUGUUUGAAUGCUGUUAACACAGUUUUGAUUUGAUCAUUCUAAUAAAAUGUGAAUGUUG